AUGGCCGUACCUUUAACCUUGUACAGUGGUUUGAGUAAACUCACCCUGACCGCCGUACCCUUAACCCUGCACGGUGCUCUGAGUAAACUCACCCUGACGGCCGUACCCUCAACCCUGUACAGAGGUCUGAGUAAACUCACCCUGACGUCCGUACCUUUAACCCUGUACAGUGAUCUGAGUAAACACACCCUGACGACCGUACCCUCAACCCUGUACAGUGAUCUGAGUAAACACACCCUGACGGUCGUACCUUUGACCCUUGGUUUAAGUAAACUCCCCCUGACGGCCGUACCUUUGACCCUGUACAGUGAUCUGAGUAAACUCACCCUGACGGCCGUACCCUCAACCCUGUACAGUGGUCUGAGUAAACACACCCUGACGGCCGUACCUUUGACCCUGUACAGUGAUCUGAGUAAACUCACCCUGAUGGCCGUACCCUCAACCCUGCACGGUGCUCUGAGUAAACUCACCCUGACGGCCGUACCCUCAACCCUGCACGGUGCUCUUAGUAAACUCACCCUGACGGUCGUACCCUCACCGCCGUUUUACAUACAGAAAUGA
This is a messenger RNA of Mizuhopecten yessoensis (Yesso scallop), 561 nucleotides long. RefSeq names its product hepatitis A virus cellular receptor 1-like. Lineage: Eukaryota; Metazoa; Mollusca; Bivalvia; Pectinida; Pectinidae. The transcript has 2 exons. The record is from RefSeq and is a predicted model, not a curated record. The coding region runs from base 1 to 561 and encodes 186 amino acids.